Messenger RNA from Saccharomycopsis crataegensis, 717 nucleotides. It is a transcript of the gene CDC34, whose product is annotated as SCF E2 ubiquitin-protein ligase catalytic subunit CDC34. The coding region runs from base 1 to 717 and encodes 238 amino acids. NCBI's taxonomy places the organism in Eukaryota, Fungi, Ascomycota, Saccharomycetes, Ascoideales, Saccharomycopsidaceae. The transcript has a single exon. Gene Ontology annotation, molecular function: ubiquitin conjugating enzyme activity. The record is from RefSeq and is a predicted model, not a curated record. Gene Ontology annotation, biological process: ubiquitin-dependent protein catabolic process; protein polyubiquitination.
AUGUCUAGCAGUGCGGCUUCAGUGUUGUUCAGACAGUUCAGAGAACUCACAGACCCUAAGAAGGGUAUACCUUCUUUCCACAUCGAGCUCGAAAACAACAACAUUUUUCUCUGGAAUGUUGGGGUGAUGGUCCUUAAUGAAGACUCAAUCUACCACGGUGGCUAUUUCAAAGCCCAAAUGAAGUUCCCUGCGGAAUUCCCAUUCCAGCCCCCAAGUUUCCGUUUCACCCCUCCAAUCUAUCAUCCAAACGUUUACAAAGAUGGUAAACUUUGUGUAUCCAUUCUUCAUGCCGCUGGUGAUCCAACUUCCGAGGAACCUGAUGCGGAAACCUGGUCGCCGGUGCAAACUGUGGAAACCGUGUUGAUAUCCAUCAUCUCUUUACUUGAAGACCCAAACAUUAACUCUCCUGCCAACGUCGAUGCCGCUGUCGAUUGGCGCAAAAAUCGUAAAGCUUACAAUGCCCAUGUCAAAGCCGAGGUCGAACGUUCGAAACAAGAUAUCCCUCCAGAUUUCAUCAUGCCAACUGCAAACACCGCCUACAGUGGCACCAACCCACCCCACGAACAAAACGAUACCAUUGAUGAAAACUUCUGGUACGACUCUGACCAAAGUUAUGAAGAAGACUCCCUUAUGGAAGAUUUUGAAGAGGAUGAUGAAGAAGCUGAAGAUGAGGAAGAUGAAGAUAUUUCCGAGAAUAUCAAUAGCGAGAAUAAAUAG